AUGGAGAGAACCAGCAAGAUCAUCAGGAGAACAAUCUACACCUUCCUCAAGAACUACCAGUACUUCACCUCAACUGCUGCAAUUCUUGCAUUCCCUGCUUCUGUUUCAAUUCUCCUCUCUGAAUCACUUGUACCAUCGUUGUUACCUCUCCUUUCAGUCAUUCAUUUUCGUCUUCAAACACUCUUUGAUGCAGCUGGGUUUCCCCCCUCAUCACAGUUCUUUUCCCUUCUCAAUCUGAAGUUAUCUCAAACCAUAUCUUCCUCAAUUUUAUCUAUCCCUUUCACCCUCUCCUUUCUCCUUCUAGCAAAAGCAUGUGUAAUUCAUGCUCUCCAUCAUCACAAAGUAUCUCAUCAACCUUCCUUUUCUUCUUUCCUAUCCCUUUACACUCCCCUUCUCAUCACCCACCUCUGCAACUCAUUUGUUAUCAUGUCAGCAAACGCAGCCACCUUCUCUGUGCUCUUCCUUGCCUUCAAUAUCCUUGAUGCCUCUGGCUUCUCUUCACCCUCUAUCAUUCUUAUCGUCUCAGCCGCUGCUGCCAUCCUCUACUCUGUCAUCCUUGCUAAUACUCUUAUUGUCUGCAACUUAUCUUUGGUUAUAGCAGGGACAGAUAACUGCAGCGGGUUUCUAGCAAUCCUCAGGGCCUGUGUGCUGAUCAGAGGCAGGGUCUCGACCGCACUUUCUCUGGCUCUCCCUGUCAAUCUGGGACUGGCUUUAGUGGAAGCCUUGUUUCAGUACCGGAUCAUAAGAGUGUUUAGUCAUUCUGAAAGGCUCAGCCCCUCCAUAGCCUUGGAAGGGAUGUUAAUUGCAUACUUAUACUCCCUCUUCAUUCUCCUUGACACCAUUGCAAGCUGUAUAUUAUUCAAAAGUUUAAAGUCAAGUUCUCAGAUGGAUCUUGAGAGCAGAUAUGUUUACCUUGAACAGAACAUGGGGGAAGAAGACCUCGACGCUUUUACAUACUCGAAGAAUUUGCCAGAACUUCUCUGA
Molecule: messenger RNA, 984 nt
Organism: Telopea speciosissima
Lineage: Eukaryota; Viridiplantae; Streptophyta; Magnoliopsida; Proteales; Proteaceae
Exons: 1
Coding region: 1-984 (327 amino acids)
Source: RefSeq, a predicted model, not a curated record